Corylus avellana is the source of this 871-nucleotide messenger RNA. RefSeq lists its product as uncharacterized. Lineage: Eukaryota; Viridiplantae; Streptophyta; Magnoliopsida; Fagales; Betulaceae. The record is from RefSeq and is a predicted model, not a curated record.
UACAUUGACGCUGAGGCCCAAGAGAAGAGACCAAGCAAAACAAAAGUCUCGUGUCCCCCAAAUUCUCAAACCCAUUCUUCAUCUUCAUCACCGCAAAAGCAAAACAAAGACAAUCCACGGCGAUGGCGUCGUUGACUCAGCGUCUCCUCCUCCUCCAGUUGGCAAUCCUCGCAGUCCUGACAAUCUCAGCCAGCGCCAGGCCCUGCAAGACGCUCGUCAUCUCCUCCUACUCCUUCUCCUUCAAGCAAAACCCUUCCGCAUCGGGUUUCGUCACCGUCGUCACGGAGAUCAGCCGCUUCAACCCUAGGCCAGUCCACGACCGGUCCUUCCCCUCCGAGAUCUUCCUAUUCCCGGCCCGACACGAGGCCCCGCGUGACCAAAUCGAGCCAUCGGGAUUGAAUAAGUACCUGCCCUCCUCCUCCUACGACUUCGACUUCAGCUCGCUCCGGGAGCGCACCAAGGACAUUCUGAGCGUGGUGGUGGCUCUGCUAUUAGGCGUCGGCUGUGGGGCUCUCACCGCCGCCACCAUGUACCUGGCCUGGUCCCUCUUCGCCAACCGCUUCUACGACAGCCGCUAUGGCUCUCCCUAUUCCGAUGAUGACGAAGACGACGACGAUGACGACGCCAACCCUAAGAAGAUGGGAUACGUGAAGAUUCCGGCCGCCGAUUCUGCGCCUGAACCGGUCAAGCAAGUGGUAUGAGAGUGGUACAUAAGUUAAUAAAAUUUGGGGUUGAUGAAGCCUAUGGGACUAGUUUGGAUUGUCAAGGUUUAUUAUUAAAAGAACAAGUGGUAACUUUUGUUGUCUGUAUUUGUCAGUUUACAUCUUAAAAUUAUCUUAAAAUUGUCCUAUAUAUGAUCUAUAUUCUAAUA